Molecule: messenger RNA, 1380 nt
Organism: Didymodactylos carnosus
Lineage: Eukaryota; Metazoa; Rotifera; Eurotatoria; Philodinida; Philodinidae
Source: the annotation of a GenBank genome assembly
AUGCAUACAUCUACAUCACCUGCCCAUUUAUCUCGCUCAGAUAGUAAUACGUUGCCGAUAUCAUCAAUCAAAACUGAAUCUUCUCGAAGAAAAAAGCAUCUUAAUUUUAUACCAUGGGAACCAUCACGCGCUGCCGUAUCUCGAGCAUAUGUUAUUGAUGACAUAACAAAUAAGUCCUCUUCAUUUCCAGCGCAAACAUUAUCUUCACAAUUAUAUCGUUACCAAGUACCACGGCCAAUUAAUGAUGUUCCAUUCGAACCAAACGUUGAUGAUAUUAACAAGGUAAAAUCAAGUGAAGAAUCAGAUAUAAAAUCAAUAAUUACAGUGGAGAAUGAUCAAUAUAAGAAAAGACAGUCGUUUAUCAAGACAAAACCAACUGCCACUGUAGAACCAUUUAAAGCAUCAAUUGCUGUUGAUGAAAUUGUUUAUGGUGUAAGGCCAUCAAGUCCCAUCAUUCAAGAAACAUCGUCUGUUGAUCAUCAUAAUAUAAAUGAACUUCGAAAUGAACUUGAUCGUACGCAAGACGAAAAUGGUGGUUUGAAAGAACAACUAGAUUUACAAACACAGGUGAACUGUGAAUUAAAAAAGUUACUUGUUGCUUCAGUGGGAAAUGAUUUUCAGUAUAAAUUGGAACGAUUAUUGAGAGAUAAAUCACGGUAUGAAAUUGAAAUACAAACUUUAACGCAGAAAAUAAAUAAUCUGUUAGAAGACAUUGAAAAAUUAAUGAUACAAUGUGACUUAUGGAAAACAAAAGCAGCUGCUAGCAGAGUAUUGUUUGAUGAAAUAUCAAUGCACAAAGCAGUGUUGAACGUUCAAUAUCGCGACUGUUAUUCGACAAUUCAAAACUUAUUAGGUGAACGUGUGCAAAUUGCCAAAGAACUGAUUGCAACGCACAGCUCAUUAUCUGCAUUAAAUGAAAUGGCAUUGAACAAUAAUAAAAAACGCUUCCAAAACUCACCAAAAUUUGAUUUAAUUCAAUUAUCAUCCUAUCUAAAAACAUUAGGCUCUUCAUUAUUCAUCUACUUAAAACAAACUAUCUACUAUCAACAUACACAACAACAGAAUAGUUCAACUAAUGUGCCUUUUCCACAUCACGGUAUACAACUUCAGUUAACCGAAGGUGAAACAAGAGCUCUUGAAAUGCUACAAAGUCAUUCUUUGACAACAAACACUUAUGCAGCAACGUCUCCUUCUCCUCCAACAAUAUCAAUUCCAGUCGAUGAUUCAGAUUCUACUGAUAUUGAUACAUUACAAACAAUGGUUAAUCGUUUGAAAUUUAAUAAAAAGAAAUCUCAUGAACGUUUUCAUCCAACUACAAAAUAUGAAAAUUUGACAUUAAACUGUUGUCGUCAGUGUACUGGCGAAAUUUAUGUAAUAUAG